Corythoichthys intestinalis (scribbled pipefish) is the source of this 5097-nucleotide messenger RNA. RefSeq names its product inactive tyrosine-protein kinase PRAG1. The record is from RefSeq and is a predicted model, not a curated record. Gene Ontology annotation, biological process: protein phosphorylation. Gene Ontology annotation, molecular function: ATP binding; protein kinase activity. NCBI's taxonomy places the organism in Eukaryota, Metazoa, Chordata, Actinopteri, Syngnathiformes, Syngnathidae. Bases 360 to 4334 code for a protein of 1324 amino acids. The transcript has 7 exons.
UCGUGCUGCACCUCUGCACAGCGCGCUGUCCCCACAUUCAUUCACAGUCAUUCAACCAAACAGCAGCAAACGUGCACGUCUGGAAGCACAAGAACAAGCACGAGCAACCCACCGCCUGAAGAACCUGUCGCUUUCGGGUUUGUCAGCAAGAAAGAAGACGGAUAUAGCUGUACUCCAAGACCAGGAGGGAUUUGUAUACACGACUUUUAUUCCGCGUUUUUGUUUAAGGCUUUUGGCGGGGUUGAUUUCUUGUUGCCAGGCAAAAACAGAAAGUCCGAGCAGCCAUGAGAGCGCGUACAGUCUGCGGCGCCACGCUCCAUUGCCACUUGUGACCUUCCGCCGAUCGAGCGAAGCCGAAGAUGUCAGCGUGCGGCGAUUUUGCAGAACACGUGUGGAAACCCGGCUCCUGCAAGAACUGCUUCCACCAGCUUAGCGCUCACACGACCUCCAGCCGCCCGGGCGGAGCUGUGCCCGUCGCCACCUGUUUAAAGAGCGGAGGAGAUGACGACGACGCUGUGACUGUGCCCUCUCCCUACAGCAAGCCCACCAUUGCCGUCAAGCCCACCAUGAUGAGCCUGGAUACGGGCAACGCGAUGGCCGACGUCAACAUGAACAUUGAGACGAACACAAAGAGCCCAGUGGAACGUUUGGGCCUGAAGAAGAUCUUGGAUCUUUCUUCACUAUACAUUGACGGUGAUAACUGCAAUAAAAGCCUAAGAGACUCCACUCUUCAAAGUCUGGACACCAAGACUGACUUUUAUUUUUCUUCAUUAUCCAAAGAGACUAUGCUCAUUAGCAAUAUGCUGGUCACGCAAGAUCAAGGUACAGGUCUGCAUAACAGCAAUGGAGACACCUGUAGGCAGCAGAAUAGUACCACUUCCCCCAGAACAAAAAGCACUUAUAAUCCCAGUGCUACCGGGAAGAGAGCUAAUUUUUCUCCUCAGAAAACUGUGGACAAUCCUUUCCCUGUGAAUGUUGGUCCAGCCAGUCCUGCCAAAGCGUAUAGCAAUGGCAUCAGCUGUGGGAGCACCACUGUGCUAACCACAAAAGCAUCCAUGACAUCCAGCACUUCCGCCAGUUCCUUAACCUCAUCUUUAUCUGUGGGCGCUCUAAAUAACAGUCAGCCAUCCAUCUACUCGCCUCCUGUCUUGUCCAAACUAAACAGCCCAUUAGAUGACGACUCCUCCCUCGGUAGCAGCACAGAUUCUCUCCCGGUGACAGAGGGUUCUGUUGGCAGCCCCCAAAGUCCACUAGCGACAGGCAACUCUGUGCCCGGUUCUCCCAGCGCACCGGAGUCUGAGCCCAUUUACGCGGAGAGCACCAAGAAAAAGCGCAGGCCGCUGGGAAACGGAGCUCAAUGCCAUCUGGGUGCCUCAGACCGGACUAACAACUCUGAACACUUAGAAGGACAGCGGACCACCAUCACUGUGAUAGCUGCGCACAUGGAGGAGAACAACAGGACAUUCUACCUGAGCAGCCCCGAUUCGGCCGUCAGCACCCACUGCCAAUUCAGCCCCACGGCGCGCAAGGACACCAGCGGCACCGCGUUCCGCUGGCCCAGCCCCAGCCGCAGUGCUCCCUCCUUGGUAGCCGAAUCCAGCCAUGGUCCCGCUUUACACCCCAAGCCUCAAUCUAGCCCGCCCAUUCCACCAAAAAGGACCACCCGGUCCCCCAAACUGGGCACGUCCAGCCUUUCACCGUCCGUCUCUUCACCGGUUCCACUUCCAGACCUCCCCAGACUGGGCAGCUCAUGCCUCUCGCCAUCAUUAUCUUCUCCUGUUCCUCUCCCUGAACUCUCCAUGCUCUUCCUGGUCUCUGCCAAAGAGGGACACUUUAAAGUCCAGCCAGAAAACCACAACCCGGCUGCGUUCGAGCGCUGGAACAAGAACCACCACCACGGCUCUGCCUGGAAUUGCCGGAUUGAUGAGGAAGAGGAGGAGGAAGAGAGAGAGCGGAAAGAGUCUGAAAAGAAGACACUGACUACUAAUCCCCAGACAACAUCUCGUGUGACAGGCCCAGUCAAUAGCGCUGCUGUUUGGAAGGAGUCCAGAGUCCGCAACAAGGCUUUGACCAGCCCCCCUCCGACGAAGGAGCCAGGCACGACCCCCCCGCUCGUGCCCGACAAUGGUGCUUGUCAGACGGACGGCGAGGCCGCCGCCGCAGAGGAAGACGCCAAACAGAGCAGGAGCAUGCCGGCCAAGCAACACGAGAGCUCAAUGGAGCCUCUGGCAGUGGGGAAGCAGGUAUCAGCUAGACAAGAGUCCAAUCCACCACCUCCUCCACCUCCUCCCAAGAAACAGCACAGAGCGUCUGGUCAUUUGAGCAGCAGCAACAUGGAGCUGAACCGCUGCGUCCAGAUAGGAUCGCAUGAGAGUCCCGUCACAUCCCUUCGAGACCUUGGCAACGCCGGCCUCCCAACUGCCUCCACUGACAGUCUGACCACCGAUCUAGGUUCCCGGGAUGGACUGUGGUUAUCCUGCUCUUCUCCGUUCCAGAAAAGUCCAGUGCCAUCAACGCCAUGUUCUCCACGCCCUCCAACUUUUAGCAUCUCGGCCAAUCAGCCGCCUCCACUGCCGGAGAAGAAAAUGGUCAACCGCACCGUGUCAGCCCCAGACAGCGCCACGACCAAGGCUUUUGUCCGGGCCUACCCUCGCCUCCCGUUUACCGGGUCGGAAACCAAUGUGUGCAGACCCAAUGAUUCCAGCUGCCGGGCCAGUUUACCGUCCAGUCCGGUAGACUCGAGACCUGUUUUCUCCUCCAAUGAGUCACUGGAAAAUUGUCACGCUCCCCUCGGCCGACCCUCCAGAACCCGGACUUCGGACGAGCCUUUUAAGAAUCACGGCCGUUUAGGUGUCCAUUGCCGAAGCAGCAUCACUUGCUCCUCCUCCCCUCAGCUUAGCGCCCCAUUUUCGGCAUCCGAAGCCGGGCCGGCGCCCAACCUGGGCUCCGGUUUGCAGCUGCAGACCCUCUUGAGUAAUAUCGACAGUCGGGAGGGCGUCUACUCCAAACUGGGCGGCUUGUACGCAGAGUCCCUGCGCCGGUUGGCUCUUAAAUGCGAGGAGCACUUCACGAGCUCGCAGAGAAAUCGUCUUAGGUUUGAAGAGAGCAACUGGUCACUGUUCAGACUUACGUCCAACAAACCCAGCUGUGAUGCGGGAGAUGCCGUCUACUAUUCGGCCGCCUGUGCCUCUGAUCCCAGCAACUCCUAUGCUGUUAAGAUAUGCAAGAGUCCAUCUCCAGAGGCCAAGCAGGGCCACCUGUACGGCCUGUCGGUGCAGCAGAGCAUGCCCCCGCACUUUAACCUCCAACAGGACUGCGGCCACUUCCUGGCGUGCGUCCCCCAGAGCAUGUUGCCCUCGGACCUGGCUCCGUCACCCACGUCCUCGCCCCGGACCCGCCGCAGGCAGGCGGAACGCGAGCGUGUGGUGGUCAUCGCGCCAGAGAUCCCGCGGCAAACGGCGGCCGACUUCGUCCGCGAGUUCGAGGCCUUCCACAAAAGCCAGCCGGAGGUCUACGAGCGCCGCGUCUGCUUCCUGCUGCUGCAGCUGUGCCACGGCUUGGAACACUUGAAGGAGCACGGGGUGACGCACCGCCACCUGUGCCUGGAGAAUCUCCUGCUGGUUCCCCACCCGCCGACCCCUUCGCCCCAACAAAGCGAGACGAGCGGCGUGUUUAGUCAGCGCCAACUUCCUCGACUCCUCAUUAGCAACUUCGCAAAGGCAAAGCGCCGCUCGGCCGAGGACGCCGCGUCAUCUGGGGCGGACCCUCGCGUCAAACGGGACCACGCUCGCUUGGCGCCAGAGAUCGUGUCCGCUGCCCAGUACCGCAAAUUCGACGAAUUCCAGACGGGCAUUCUUAUCUACGAGCUCCUCCACCAGCCAAAUCCCUUUGAGGUGAGUCCGGCCCUGAAGGAGCAAGACUACCGCUGCGAGGACUUGCCGUCCAUACCGGCCGUGUCACUGUACUCAGCCGGCCUGCAGAGGCUAGCCCGCCUCCUGCUUCAACCGGACCCUAUCAAGCGCAUCCACAUCCAGGACGCCAAGCGCAUCCUGCAGAGCCUCCUGUGGGGGCCCCGGAAGGACCUGAUGGAUCAGCGGUGGGAUCGUAACGGGCCGGGCGGCAGGGAGCACUCAGGGGCAGAAGGCGCCCGGCGUGAGGGCCUCCUCAACUGGCUGGACGUGAAACGGGCGCUGCUCAUGAUGAAGUUCGCCGAGCGCUCGCUGGAACCCGAGCGCGAUGCCGAGUUGGAGGACUGGUUGUGCUGCCGUUACUUCUCCUCGGCCCAUCCGCUGGCGCUGUGUCACACCGCAGAGUUGCUCUACUCGCUCAACUGACCGGCGUCGGGAGAUGUCACCUAGACUGGAAGGGAGUCCCCCAAGGCUCUAUCCUCGGUCCCCACUUGUGUUGGUGACCAGAUUGUGCAGUGCUUUUCCACUUCAAAUGGAGAUACUUGGAACCUUACUGCCCGUCCAUUUUGGAACUCCUGCCAAACUAUUUAAAUGCGUAAUACUAAUAGAUAUUGGACUGAUAUUUGAUUGUGUCACGCUCGCUAAUAUUCUAAGCGGCAUCUUUGGAGGAUGACUGAGCUCACGUUGUGAGGAACUGCAGUUUUCUUAAAAAAAAAAAAAAAAAUGCAAGCUCAUCCCUUAGAAUGGAAAAAUAAAAGUAUCGUUAUCAUGUGUUGUACUGUGCUGUCCCAAUGACAUGAUAUGCAACGACUCGUUAUUCCUCUUUGUGAUGAUGCCGUGCCUUUUGUUCCUCUCGUGUUUUUGUGUCAAGCCAGCAUGUAAAUAUUUUUUGUGGAACUGGAUUUUCACAACUACACUCCCAUUUGGUUUUGUAAAGUUGAUUGUGAAGGUCUUUAGAAAAGAUGAGCAGCAGUUCAAAGUAAUAUUUAUGAAGUCGUUUGUUAUCAUCACUGGAAGUUUUUGUGUUCACGGCAGCCUAGUUUUUCUGGUUUAUGUUUUCAAGUGGCAAACAUUUGAUUCUUAAUAAAGUGCUUGGUGAGUGAGAGAUAACAAGGACAAUAUGGUUUGGGGGGAAGUAUCAAGUAGUUGUGAGUGUCGUGUCUACCAAUAAACUGCAUUUAUUUUCUCA